This is a messenger RNA of Saccostrea cuccullata (small rock oyster), 2382 nucleotides long. Its product is annotated as bromodomain-containing protein 8-like. Gene Ontology annotation, cellular component: NuA4 histone acetyltransferase complex. The record is from RefSeq and is a predicted model, not a curated record. Gene Ontology annotation, molecular function: protein binding. The transcript has 21 exons. Bases 104 to 2119 code for a protein of 671 amino acids. NCBI's taxonomy places the organism in Eukaryota, Metazoa, Mollusca, Bivalvia, Ostreida, Ostreidae.
CGGCUUAUUUCACCUAUAUACAUUUUUCCGGAAAUAUAAAGGUUGCGUUUACUAUAUCGUGGUUAGCGGGCAAAUUUAGUUUCCUGUUACAAGCGUGGGGAAAAUGGCAACACCAAAAUACAAACUCGGAAAUAUACCAUUAGAUAAAUGGUCUAUUAGAGAACGGCUGGCUCUAGCAUGCUCUGUUUUGAGGAGUGGUGAUCAAAAUUGGGUAUCUGUGAGCAGAGCUAUCAAGGCCUACGGAGAACCAAACAGACCACCGGAAUGGUUCUCUCAGAAGAACUGUGCAUUGCAGUAUGCAGACCUUCUUGAGAAAGUGGAAACACCUAAGAGGAAAGGCAGGGAUCGCGGUGAGGUGGAGACACCGAGUCUACAGAUAAUGAGAAAACUUACCAUAGAGAGGAUAGAGGAACUGAAGAAAACAGUGAUGGAACAGGAACAAAAAUACAAGAAAUUAAAGAAAGAAGUGGAAAUGAUCAAAUCAGGACAAUGGGAUGACAGACUGCCUAAUAUUUACCAACAGAUGCUCAGUGAGAAGAAGGAAGCUGAGGAGGCGGCAAGACAAGCCGAGAUGUUAGCGACUGAGACGUCAGCGACUGAAUCUGCCCAAGCCUCCACCGCAGAAAGUCAAACAGAAAUGGAGACGGAGGAAAAUGACCAAGAAACAGAGAAUAAAGAGAUUGUUGUGGAGGCUAACAUCACCAAUAUAACAAGUGAAGAGAAAACUGCCUUAAAGGAGCCCCUUACUGUAAAGAUAGAACCUGCCUCAGGGGGAGAAGAAAAACCCAAGCCUACCCCCUCCCCGACACGAUUACUUACCACUCUUCUGUCCAGUAAAACGAGCAAAUUGGAUGAUCUGAAGGAACUCAAAGAGAAAACGGAGCAGGAGCAGGCCAAGGCUGAGGCUGCCGUAGCCGCUGCUUCUACCACAGUUACCACGGUAACAGAGACGCCGGUAAAGAAAACAGAACAGGGAGAGUCGGUGGGAGCUGUAUCAGCCAUUGAACAGACACCAUCUAGUACUGCCCCAACACUGCAAUUCCAAACUCCUACAUAUGGAUGCGUAAACAAAUCUGACCUUUACGAGAAAUAUAUACACGAUGUCCCCCGUCGGGGAACCACGACCGACACCCCCAGCAGUAGUAACACCAUCCCAGUAGACGAGGAAAUUGUUGAGAUAGAAGAAGUGAAGGAAGAGGAAGUGGGGGAACAGGAAGUCAAAAUCAAAGAGGAAGUUGUCAAUGUUGAUCAGGACGAGAGCCAAGAGUCCACAGACACGGGGUUUGUACAGCUGGACGAGGAAGUCUCAAUAAAGGAGGAACCAAUGUCCCCCGCUAGCAGUGUCUCCUCCAAAGUCAGCGAGUGUGAUGUUACGAGUAGGUCAGGGAGCAGACGCAGCAGUCGAGGUCGACAGUCAGCUAGGAGAAGAGGAAGCAAGAGAUCAAGGAAACCCAUGAGUGUGAAGGAUGAGGACAGCAGAUCAAGGUUAAGUGACGGGGACACGACAGAGGAGGAGACCGCCCGGGAGAGUGAUGAUAUGUCUGUGUCGGGGAAUAUCGCGAACGUCCCCACACCAUUCACCGAGUCCAUUCCUAGCAGUCCCCUCUCUCACUGCAGUGACACAGAAGAUGAGAAAGCUUACAAGAACUGGAAAAAGUCCAUCAUGUUGGUCUGGAGAUCAGCGGCCAAUCACAAAUAUGCAAAUGUGUUCUUGCACCCAGUGACCAAUGAAAUUGCUCCUGGAUACACCACUAUUGUUCACAGGAGAAUGGAUCUGAGUCAGAUUAAGAAGAACAUCGAGAGCGGCGUGAUUCGUACGACGGCGGAGUUCCAGCGAGACAUGAUGCUGAUGUUUACUAACGCCAUCAUGUACAACAACUGUAACCACAGGGUCCACAAAAUGGCCGUCGAAAUGUACAAUGACGUUCUCCAGCACAUUGAGCAAUAUGUGAGUACUCAGCUGAUGGUCCAGAAUGCGGACACCAAGUUACUGAGGGGCUCCAGACGGGUGGACACCAGUGAUAAGGAAGAGGAGAGCAAAAGAAGACGUACCUCCUCAGAGCAACAUGGCGAGGGAGGGAAAACCAAGAAACGAAAAACGAGAGCAGACGACACGUAAACAGCAAUGUACUGAAACAUAAACAAAGCACAACUGAUUCAACAACAAGGCACAACUUAUGAAACUAAAGCAGACUAUACAGAAACAAGGGAGGACUGAUUCAUAAGCAAUUUGCACAACUGAUAAACCUUUGUCAACUUAUUAUGAUGUAACGAGGGAUUAAGAUGGCAUUUCUUACUCUGUGAAGAUGUUCAUAUCAUUUAUGUUAAAUGUUGUAGUAUAAACAUUGAAAUAAACAAUUGUCAGAAACAAAACAUUUUUGA